Messenger RNA from Chelonus insularis, 2223 nucleotides. RefSeq names its product U3 small nucleolar RNA-associated protein 6 homolog. Gene Ontology annotation, biological process: maturation of SSU-rRNA from tricistronic rRNA transcript (SSU-rRNA, 5.8S rRNA, LSU-rRNA). Gene Ontology annotation, cellular component: small-subunit processome; Pwp2p-containing subcomplex of 90S preribosome. The transcript has 6 exons. Lineage: Eukaryota; Metazoa; Arthropoda; Insecta; Hymenoptera; Braconidae. The coding region runs from base 119 to 1930 and encodes 603 amino acids. The record is from RefSeq and is a predicted model, not a curated record. Gene Ontology annotation, molecular function: snoRNA binding; protein binding.
UUGGUCUCUGUUCUCGGGUAACAAGGGAAUAAAAUAUUUCACGUGUGUUGUUGAUACAUAGUAAAAGUUGUAUUUUUUUUAAUUUAUCAAUAAUUAAUACACUAAUUAAAUCAUAACGAUGGCAGAGUUUGUAGAGAAAAGAUGUGAGGAUAUGAUCCCUGAACUUGAACAAAUGAAAAGAAUUAAAUUAUUUGAUGAAAAUGAAAUUCAGGAAAUUGCCAAAAAACUCAAAGAUCAUGAAUACACUAUUCAUCGACACACAAAACGCAAGGAAGAUUAUUUGAAGUAUAUUAAAUAUCAAAUGAAACUUUUGAAACUCGUAAAACAGCGACGAGAGAAAUUUGGAAAUACACAAAAAAAAUCUGACAUAGACUAUUCCAUAGUCAAUAAAGUAAAUCUUUUAUACAAAGAAGCCAUAUCCAGAUUCCAAGAUGAUCUCAGGUUUUGGAUUGCUUACAUAGAAUUCUGUAAACAUGUAAAUUAUCAUAGUAAUAUUGAUAGAAUGAUUCCUAGAAUGUUAAAAAUUCAUCAAGAUAAACCAAAAUGUUGGCAUAUUGCAGCACGUUGGCAAAUAGAGGAACGAAAAAAUAUUCAAAGAGCUAAAGAAUAUCUUCUUACAGGCUUACGCUUUCAUCCGGAAUCUGAACUUUUAUUUUCUAAAAUUUUUCAAUUAUUAUUGAAUGAAGCUGAAUCAGCGACAAAUACUUCUGCAGAAUUAAAAAAUUCCAGUGCUUCUGCAUCGACCAACGAUGAAGAAAUACCUUUAGCUAUCAAACAGGCUACUGUUAUUUAUCGUCAAGCAUUCAAAAGGAUCAAAGACAUAGAUUUCAUCAUUAAUUUAUUGAAUAUUGCCAAAAAAUAUAAAAAUACCAAAAAAUUACAAGAUGAAAUAGUUGGGGAUAUGAUUAAAGAAUACUCGCAUAAACCACAAAUGUGGGAUACAAUGGCCAGACGAGAGCUAGAGGGUUUAACGUAUGAUCCUGAAGAUAACAGUAACGCAAUGGAAGUUGAUACAACGGAAUUAGCAAGUUUGAGAGAAAGAAUAAGUUACUGUGAACAAGUUUUUCAAGCUGCUGUAAAAAAAAUUAAGACUGAAACAAUGUGGUCUAUGUAUAUUGAUUGUCUGCUAGAAAUUAAUAAAGACAUGACUAGUUUGCCAAAUUAUAAAAGAAAACUUUUGAAAAGUGCAUUAAUGCAAGGUCAUCAAGCCAAAAAAUUACAAGAAGAUUAUUAUGUUUACUGGAUUGAAAUGCUAGAAAAUGAUAAAAAGGAUGAAAAUUCUCAAAGUAAACGUUAUGAAGUUUUGUGUAAUGCAACAGAGGCUUUGCCAAAUAGUAUAAAGCUUUGGUGUGCUAAACUAAAAUAUCUAUUUAACUCUGAUCAAGAAGAAUUAGCAUUUUCUGAAUUUAAUAAAGCUAUAAAAAUACUAGGAAGCAAGGCAUUGCCUUUAUGGAGGAUGAAAUUGCUUUACAUUCAAGUAAAAAGUCCUAACAAAGUUGAAGAGUUUUUUAAAAAUGCUGUACAACAAGAUGAAGCAAUUUCGCGUGAAAUGAAACCUGAUUAUAUAAAAUGGCUGGUAGUAACAAAAGGUAUUCAAAUGGCCCGACAUGUAUAUAAUGAAUUAAGUUUACAGCCACCAGUUUGUUUAGAACUUCAUAAAGAAAUGGCAGCAUUAGAGCUUAUUCAACCGGAAAUUUGCAAACAAAAUGCACGGCGUCCUCAUGAAGUAGCUGCUCUUCAAUUUGGCAAAAAUAAUACAGAAGUGUGGAUUAAAUAUAUUGUAUUCGAAAUGAAGUAUGGCGAUCCUUUAAAAGUUUCAAAUAUUUAUCAAAGAGCUGUAAAAACUCUAAAUCCAGUAGAUGCUGAUAACUUCAUUUCAAAGUAUAGCUUGAUCAAAGCAAAUCCAGAAACAAUAGAGAGUUUAUCAUAACUUUAAUUAAAGUUAAUCAAAUUAAUCACUUCUAUGACUCUAAAGGUAUUUCAUCAUUCAAUUUAGUUAAUUGGAUAUUACGAUUUGUUUCAUUAGAUUGCUGAGUACGAUUACCAAUUUUUAAAGUUGAUCUUGAAUCUAAACACAUAAUAUCUGUCAUCAAUGAAUGCUGUUUGUCAUCUAAAUUGCGAUUAAGUUGAAUCAAUAAUGAUUCUAAUCUAUUAAAUGUAGCCCUAAAAACAAAUUGUAAAUUAAGUAUUUUAUAAUUUUCUAAAUAUAAUUGAAAUUUUAAA